AUGGUCUCCCAACAAGAGCGCGAUAUUCUACGUGCCGAGAUUCGUUCUCGUGGUGAGAAACUAUCCGCUCAAGACCGUGAGAAUCUCAUCAGACCUUACCUGCCCGAUCCCUCCGAUCUACCAACAUCUCGACCGAGAGCCUCAACCGCGAACUCCUCCUCCUCCCACUCGCGACGUCAGAAGAACCAGAAGACUCGAAAGACUCCAAUUCGCACAUUCGUCAAGUCGCAACUUCACCAUCUGACCUAUGCCAUCACUCAUAUUAUCUUCGGUAUCAUCGUGCGUCUUCUGCAAGCCUACCAUGCCGUGGUGGAACGAGUCUUUGCCAUCGUUUAUCACCACCACCGGACGCCGGAGCUGAUUCGGAAGGAUGUGCGCGGGUUGAAGCGCUUACCGCAGCAUCUAAGUAUUCUUCUGACCUUGCGCACGGAAGAUGAUACGCUGGCGGUUCUGAUGGAUGAGGUGGCUGAGUUAGUGGCCUGGAGUGCUUGUGCGGGGAUUUCUCAACUGAGUAUAUAUGAGAAGACAGGUGCCUUGAAAUCUUGCAUCCCAGCCUUACAUCAAAUCAUCACCACCAAGCUCGCAUCUUACUACGGCUCACCCUCCCAACAACCGAAUCUGCAGCUCUUUGCACCCCAUCACCCAAUCUAUGGCGCCAACUCCAACCCCAGAUCCGAAGUACCUCCCCUGACACUUCUACUCCUCUCCGCCACAGACGGUCGAGAAACCAUGGUAGACCUGACCAAGACUCUGGCCGAGAUGUCCCAGAACGGCAAACUGUCUCCGGAGGAUAUUACGCCAGAACUGGUUGAUGCUGAAAUCAGUGAAAUCACUUCCCAGCCUCUCCAGUCCGAAACCGAAUCGGAUCGCGCCCCGAUUAAUAUCAUUAAGCCUGAGCCUGACCUGUUACUGAUCUUUGGGCCUUACUUGAAACUCGAUGGGUACCCGCCGUGGCAGAUCCGCCUUACAGAGAUGUAUUGUACUGGGGAUCGGAGUCAUGGUAUGACUGGGUAUGGUGAGGCUGUGGAAUAUCAAGGUUUCAUGCGGGGCUUGUGGCAUUAUGCUGGAGCUCAAAUGCGAUUCGGACGCUGA
Penicillium angulare is the source of this 1092-nucleotide messenger RNA. Its product is annotated as ditrans,polycis-polyprenyl diphosphate synthase. The transcript has 2 exons. NCBI's taxonomy places the organism in Eukaryota, Fungi, Ascomycota, Eurotiomycetes, Eurotiales, Aspergillaceae. Gene Ontology annotation, molecular function: ditrans,polycis-polyprenyl diphosphate synthase [(2E,6E)-farnesyl diphosphate specific] activity. The record is from RefSeq and is a predicted model, not a curated record. Gene Ontology annotation, cellular component: endoplasmic reticulum membrane; dehydrodolichyl diphosphate synthase complex. The coding region runs from base 1 to 1092 and encodes 363 amino acids.